Molecule: messenger RNA, 8756 nt
Organism: Cynocephalus volans (Philippine flying lemur)
Lineage: Eukaryota; Metazoa; Chordata; Mammalia; Dermoptera; Cynocephalidae
Gene: IQGAP1
Product: IQ motif containing GTPase activating protein 1
Exons: 42
Coding region: 268-6441 (2057 amino acids)
Biological process (GO): regulation of GTPase activity; positive regulation of protein kinase activity; fibroblast migration
Cellular component (GO): cell cortex; nucleus
Molecular function (GO): actin filament binding; GTPase activator activity; calmodulin binding
Source: RefSeq, a predicted model, not a curated record
UCCCGGUCGGGUUGUGGGAGAGACUGCCUCGGCGUUGGGGGCCGGGUGCGGCUCGGCUGUGGCGGACUCUCACUUCCUGCUCCAUCCCCGGCUGGGCCCUGGGGCGGUGAGUGACCCAGGGAGGGAGACUGCUGCAGGAGCCCACGCGCUGCUGAGGAGAGUGGAGGGGGCCCGCCCCGCACCCCGACGUUGUCUCUGCGGGAUCCCGGCGCUCGCCUUUCGGAGCCCCCGGGCUUGCUGAGGUGUGGGGACAGGAACUGAUGACCCAUGAUGAUGUGGCUGGGGACUUCAGGAAAGAGUGAGUUACCUGGACACUGCUUAGAGAAUCCUCUUCAGGGAUGCCACCCAGCACAGUUAGAGGAAUGGGCUCUCAAAGGGAUUUCUAGACCAAGUGUAAUCACCCAGCUGGAUCACAAAGAAACACCAUGGGUCCUACCAUUCCAAAACUUUGAGGCAAGGAAGAUCCUAAAGGAAAGUCACACAGACUUUGGGCAUCAGGUGGCAAAACUCAAUCAGGACAUUUCCGAAACAGCAAAACAAUGUGGAAAAUCCUCAGAAAGGACCAAUAAAAAUAUUUUUCAUACUCCUAGUUGGGGAAGAAACUGGGAAAGGAGCCCUGAAUUAGAACGGCAACAUGGAACCCUUCCAGGAGAGGGCCAGCAAGAGCCCUUUUCACAGGAGAUGGAUUUAAACAAGCUCCUGGAUGGAUAUGUAGGAAAGAAGCCUAUGUGUGCGGAAUGUGGAAAAAGCUUUAACCAGAGUUCCUAUCUCAAAAGACACCUAAGAACCCAUACUGGUGAGAGACCUUAUAAGUGCAUCGAGUGUGGGAAAGGCUUCAAACAGAGUUCUGAUCUUGUCACCCAUCGCAGAACACACACAGGAGAGAAGCCCUACCAAUGCAAUGGGUGUGAGAAAAAAUUCAGCGAUAGCUCAACGCUCAUCAAACAUCAGAGAACCCACACUGGUGAGAGACCUUACGAGUGCCCAGAGUGUGGGAAGACUUUUGGGCGGAAGCCACACCUCACAAUGCACCAAAGAACCCACACAGGAGAGAAGCCCUACACGUGCCUCGAAUGUCAUAAAAGGUUUAGUCGAAGCUCAAAUUUCAUCACCCACCAGAGGACCCACACAGGGGUGAAACCUUACAGGUGUAAUGACUGUGGGGAGAGUUUUAGCCAGAGCUCGGAUCUGAUUAAGCACCAACGAACCCACACAGGAGAACGGCCUUUUAAAUGCCCGGAGUGCGGGAAGGGCUUCAGAGACAGUUCUCAUUUUGUAGCUCACAUGUGUACUCAUUCAGGAGAGAGACCUUUCAGUUGUCCUGACUGCCACAAAAGUUUCAGUCAGAGCUCACAUCUGGUCACACACCAGAGGAUACACACAGGUGAGAGACCUUUUAAGUGUGACAACUGUGGCAAAGGGUUUGCCGACAGCUCUGCCCUCAUUAAGCACCAACGGAUUCACACAGGAGAAAGACCCUACAAAUGUGCUGUCCUGGAUAAUGAGAGACUCACUGCAGAGGAGAUGGAUGAAAGGAGACGUCAAAAUGUGGCUUAUGAGUACCUUUGUCAUUUGGAAGAAGCAAAGAGGUGGAUGGAAGCAUGCCUAGGGGAAGAUCUACCUCCCACGACAGAACUGGAGGAGGGGCUUAGGAAUGGGGUCUACCUUGCUAAACUAGGAAACUUCUUCUCUCCCAGAGUGGUGUCUCUGAAAAAAAUCUAUGAUCGAGAGCAAACCAGAUACAAGGCAACUGGCCUCCACUUUAGACACACUGAUAAUGUGAUUCAGUGGUUGAAUGCCAUGGAUGAGAUUGGAUUGCCUAAGAGCAAAGUGCUGAAGUUCUCUUCCUUGCUACUGAUUUUUUACCCAGAAACCACAGAUAUCUAUGAUCGAAAGAACAUGCCAAGAUGUAUCUACUGUAUCCAUGCACUCAGUUUGUACCUGUUCAAACUAGGCCUGGCUCCUCAGAUUCAAGACCUAUAUGGAAAGGUUGACUUCACAGAAGAAGAAAUCAACAACAUGAAGAUUGAACUGGAGAAGUAUGGGAUUCAGAUGCCUGCCUUCAGCAAGAUCGGGGGUAUUCUGGCUAAUGAACUCUCAGUGGAUGAAGCUGCAUUACAUGCUGCUGUUAUUGCUAUUAAUGAAGCUGUUGACCGAAGAAUUCCCGCCGACACGUUUGCAGCUUUGAAAAAUCCCAAUGCCAUGCUUGUAAAUCUUGAAGAGCCCUUGGCGUCCACUUACCAGGAUGCACUUUACCAGGCCAAACAGGACAAAAUGACAAAUGCUAAAAACAGGACAGAAAACUCUGAGAGAGAAAGGGACGUUUAUGAGGAGCUGCUCACUCAAGCUGAAAUUCAAGGCAAUAUAAACAAAGUUAAUACAUUUUCUGCAUUAGCAAAUAUUGACCUAGCUUUAGAGCAGGGAGCUGCACUGGCCUUGUUCAAGGCUUUGCAGUCACCAGCUCUGGGUCUUCGAGGACUGCAGCAACAGAAUAGUGACUGGUACUUGAAGCAGCUCCUGAAUGAUAAACAGCAGAAGAGACAGAGUGGACAGGCUGAUCCCCUGCAGAAAGAGGAGCUUCAGUCUGGAGUGGAUGCUGCAAACACUGCUGCUCAGCAAUAUCAGAGAAGAUUGGCAGCAGUGGCAGCAAUUAAUGCUGCAAUCCAGAAGGGUGUUGCUGAGAAGACUGUUUUAGAACUAAUGAAUCCUGAAGCCCAGCUGCCCCAGGUGUAUCCAUUUGCUGCUGAUCUUUAUCAGAAGGAGCUGGCUACCCUGCAGCAACAGAGUCCUGAACAUAGCCUCACCCAUCCGGAGCUCUCUGUUGCAGUGGAGAUGUUGUCAUCAGUGGCCCUAAUCAACAGGGCAUUGGAAUCAGGAGACAUGAAUACAGUGUGGAAGCAACUGAGCAGUUCAGUUACAGGCCUUACCAAUAUUGAGGAAGAAAACUGUCAGAGGUAUCUCGAUGAGUUGAUGAAACUGAAAGCUCAGGCACAUGCAGAGAAUAAUGAAUUUAUUACAUGGAAUGACAUCCAAGCUUGUGUGGACCAUGUGAACCUGGUGGUGCAAGAGGAACAUGAGAGGAUUUUAGCCAUUGGUUUAAUUAAUGAAGCCCUGGAUGAAGGUGAUGCCCAAAAGACUCUGCAGGCUCUGCAGAUUCCUGCAGCUAAACUUGAGGGAGUCAUUGCAGAAGUGGCCCAGCAUUACCAAGACACACUGAUUAGAGCAAAGAGAGAGAAAGCCCAGGAAAUCCAGGAUGAGUCAGCUGUAUUAUGGUUGGAUGAAAUUCAAGGUGGAAUCUGGCAGUCUAACAAAGACACUGAGGAAGCACAGAGGUUUGCCUUAGGAGUCUUUGCCAUUAAUGAGGCAGUAGAAAGUGGCAAUGUUGGCAAAACACUGAGUGCCCUUCGAUCCCCUGAUGUUGGCUUAUAUGGCGUCAUCCCUGAAUGUGGUGAAACUUACCAGAGUGACCUUGCUGAAGCCAAGAAGAAAAAACUGGCAGCAGGAGAUAAUAACAGCAAAUGGGUAAAGCACUGGGUGAAAGGUGGAUAUUAUUAUUACCACAAUCUGGAGACCCAGGAAGGUGGAUGGGAUGAGCCCUCAGACUUUGUGCAGAAUUCUAUGCAACUUUCUCGUGAGGAGAUCCAGAGUUCCAUCUCUGGGGUGACUGCUGCAUAUAACCGAGAACAGCUUUGGCUAGCCAACGAAGGCUUGAUCACAAAGCUGCAGGCUUGCUGCCGUGGAUAUUUAGUUCGACAGGAAUUCCGAUCCAGGAUGAACUUCCUGAAGAAACAAAUUCCUGCCAUCACCUGCAUUCAGUCGCAGUGGAGAGGAUAUAAGCAGAAGAAGGCAUAUCAAGAUCGUUUAGCUUACCUGCGCUCCCAUAAAGAUGAAGUUGUGAAGAUUCAGUCCCUGGCAAGGAUGCAUCAAGCUAGAAAGCGCUACAGAGAUCGCCUACAGUAUUUCCGAGAUCAUAUAAAUGACAUUGUUAAAAUCCAGGCUUUUAUUCGGGCAAACAAAGCUCGUGAUGACUACAAGACUCUCAUCAAUGCUGAGGAUCCUCCUCUGAUUGUGGUCCGGAAAUUUGUUCACCUGCUAGACCAAAGCGACCAGGAUUUUCAGGAGGAGCUUGAUCUUAUGAAGAUGAGGGAAGAGGUUAUCACCCUCAUUCGUUCUAACCAACAGCUGGAGAAUGACCUCAAUCUCAUGGAUAUCAAAAUUGGGCUGCUAGUGAAAAAUAAAAUUACACUGCAGGACGUGGUUUCCCACAGUAAAAAACUUACCAAAAAAAAUAAGGAACAACUGUCUGAUAUGAUGAUGAUAAAUAAACAGAAGGGAGGUCUCAAGGCUUUGAGCAAGGAGAAGAGAGAGAAAUUAGAAGCUUAUCAGCACCUGUUUUAUUUAUUGCAGACCAAUCCCACCUAUCUGGCCAAGCUGAUUUUUCAGAUGCCCCAGAACAAGUCUACCAAGUUCAUGGACUCUGUAAUCUUCACCCUUUACAACUACGCAUCCAACCAGAGAGAGGAAUACCUACUCCUACGACUCUUUAAGACAGCACUCCAGGAGGAAAUUAAGUCAAAGGUAGAUCAAAUUCAAGAGAUUGUGACAGGAAAUCCUACGGUUAUUAAGAUGGUUGUAAGUUUCAACCGUGGUGCCCGGGGCCAGAAUGCCCUGAGACAGAUCUUGGCCCCAGUCGUGAAGGAGAUUAUGGAUGACAAAUCUCUCAAUAUCAAAACUGACCCUGUGGAUAUUUAUAAAUCUUGGGUUAAUCAAAUGGAGUCUCAGACAGGAGAGGCAAGCAAAUUGCCCUAUGAUGUGACCCCCGAGCAGGCUCUGGCUCAUGAAGAAGUCAAGACACGGCUAGACAACUCCAUUAGGAACAUGCGGGCUGUGACAGACAAGUUCCUCUCAGCCAUUAUCAGCUCUGUGGACAAAAUCCCUUAUGGGAUGCGCUUCAUUGCCAAAGUGCUGCAGGACUCAUUGCACGAGAAGUUCCCUGAUGCCGGUGAGGAUGAGCUGCUGAAGAUUAUUGGUAACUUGCUUUACUAUCGAUACAUGAAUCCAGCCAUUGUUGCUCCUGAUGCCUUUGACAUCAUUGACCUGUCAGCAGGAGGCCAGCUUACCACAGACCAACGCCGAAAUCUUGGCUCUAUUGCAAAGAUGCUCCAGCAUGCAGCUUCCAAUAAGAUGUUUCUGGGAGAUAAUGCUCACUUAAGCAUCAUUAAUGAAUAUCUUUCCCAGUCCUACCAGAAAUUCAGACGGCUUUUCCAAACUGCUUGUGAUGUCCCAGAGCUUCAGGAUAAAUUUAAUGUGGAUGAGUACUCUGAUUUAGUAACCCUCACCAAACCAGUUAUCUACAUUUCUAUUGGCGAAAUCAUCAACACCCACACUCUCCUGUUAGAUCACCAGGAUGCCAUUGCUCCAGAGCACAAUGAUCCGAUCCAUGAGCUACUGGAUGACCUUGGCGAGGUGCCCACCAUUGAGUCCCUGAUAGGGGAAAGCUCUGGCAACUUAAAUGACCCAAAUAAGGAGGCAUUGGCUAAGACAGAAGUAUCUCUCACACUGACCAACAAGUUUGAUGUGCCUGGAGAUGAGAAUGCAGAAAUGGAUGCACGGACCAUCUUACUGAACACAAAACGUUUAAUUGUGGAUGUCAUCCGGUUCCAGCCAGGAGAGACCUUGACUGAAAUCCUAGAAACACCAGCCACCAGUGAACAGGAAGCAGAACAUCAGAGGGCCAUGCAGAGACGUGCUAUCCGUGAUGCCAAAACUCCUGACAAGAUGAAAAAGUCAAAAUCUGUAAAGGAAGACAGCAACCUCACUCUUCAAGAGAAGAAAGAAAAGAUCCAGACAGGCUUAAAGAAGCUAACAGAGCUUGGGACAGUGGACCCAAAAAACAGAUACCAGGAACUGAUCAAUGACAUUGCUAAGGAUAUUCGAAAUCAGCGGAGGUAUCGACAGAGGAGAAAGGCUGAACUGGUGAAAUUACAACAAACGUAUGCUGCUCUUAACUCCAAGGCCACCUUUUAUGGGGAGCAGGUGGAUUACUAUAAAAGCUAUAUUAAAACCUGCUUGGAUAACUUAGCCAGCAAGGGCAAGGUCUCCAAAAAGCCUAGGGAAAUGAAAGGAAAGAAAAGCAAAAAGAUUUCUCCGAAAUAUACAGCAGCAAGACUACAUGAAAAAGGAGUUCUUCUGGAAAUUGAGGACCUGCAAGUGAAUCAGUUUAAAAAUGUUAUCUUUGAAAUCAGUCCAACAGAAGAAGUUGGAGACUUUGAAGUGAAAGCCAAAUUCAUGGGAGUGCAAAUGGAGACUUUUAUGUUACAUUAUCAGGACCUGCUGCAGCUACAAUAUGAAGGAGUCGCUGUCAUGAAAUUAUUUGAUAGAGCUAAAGUAAAUGUCAACCUCCUGAUCUUCCUUCUCAACAAAAAAUUCUACGGGAAGUAAUUGGCCAUUUUCUGCCAGCCCAGAAGGAUGAAGGAAAGCAGCACUUCACGGCUGCCUUUCUCAGGUCCUUCUUUCUUGAUUGAAAGCAAAGACCCAGCCCACAACAGUGCCUCGAUCUGAUACACUUCCAAUGCCAAAUUUUUAACUCCUCUCGCCAAUGGGACAUUUGUUGCCCUUUUUUCAUAGUGAAUUGUAUUUCAGUCUUACUCUGACACUUCUGGUUCCUUCAUUUUCUUCUGUCACUUAGGAAAGAGGAAACUCCACUAAAAUCUCUCUGUUGUUACAGUCUUAGAAGUUGCAUUACUAUGUUAUAGCUUUAGUGUUUGUUUUAAUUAGCAAUAAGGAUGGUGGGAUUCAAAUUUUUGUUAAAAUAAGUAGAAGCUAUUAUCAGUAACAUACAUACAUAUAUGAUACACAAUUAAAAUGUCAUGCUAUUGACAGUUAUUAGGUUGUCAUUUAAAAGUGAAGUUCCUUUAUAUUUCUGUCCCAUCAGUAAAAUUGAAGGAUAUAGGGGAUGGGCGUGGGGGCGGUCAUUGGUUCUCUUCCAUUCCGUUGUCCUUUAUGGACAGGAGCUAAUAGAAGUCAUUGUUGUGUUCAAAGAAAGCAUUUCUAGAAAAAAGAUAUUGUUUUUAAAUUUCAUCAUCAAAUUUGGGUAACUCUGUUAGUGUAACUCCCUUACAAGUGGAUGAGAGAGUUCCAUUGAUAAAAUUCAGCUAUUUAGGUAAAUUCAGAAUGGGCUGAGGCACCUGCCUGUUUGUAUUGGUGCGUAGAGAUUGACUCGAUUCAAAGAGACAGUCCACUUCAUCCCUACAGCAAAGGAAUGGGUUAGCGCUGCUGUAGAAUGUAAUUAUUUUCAAAACUGUUUUAUAUCUUAAGAGUGCCUUAUUAAAGCAUAGAUGUUUUUCUUAAAAUGUGGAUGAUAGGAAUUUUAAAGAUUUAUAUAAUGCUUCAAAAGCCUUUAGGAUACUAUAAGACAAGGGUGUUUUUUCUUUUAAUUGGUUUAUCUGUAUAUCUGAACUCUUAAAACUUUCUUAUAGCUAAAACACUAGGAUUUAUCUGCAGGGUUGUGGAGAGAUAAUCCUGCCUUAAAUAGUUUAAAACAAAAACAAAACCAGCCAACCCAUGUUAUACUUGAGAUUAAGAUAAUUUUUUUCAGGGCAGCCCCAUGGCUCACUCGGGAGAGUGCGGCACUGGUAGCGCCAAGGCCGCGGGUUCGGAUCCUACGUAGGGAUGGCCCGUGCGCUCACUGGCUGAGCGUGGUGCUGACAACACCUUGCCAGAGGUUGCAAUCCCCUUACUGGUCAAAAAAAAAAAAAAAGAUAAUUUUUUUCUCAUUUCUUUUUCUUUUCUCUUUCUGCCCACAUUGUCCCUUUAUUUUAUGAACCCCAGUUUUCUGGGCUUAGUCAAAAUCAAUUCAAUUCUAAAUAUUGAAUUUAGGAAGCUUUUGUUCUUAGAUAAAAAGUUAUAUACUUUUUUAAAAAACCUGGAAAAUAUAUUGAAGUUAUGCUACUGAGCCUUUGUUUUCUCUGAAGUUUUGGUUCAGUAUUCUUUUAUCAUAAAACAUAAAACUUAACAUAGUAAACUAACAUUUAAAAAUAAGCUGAUAUAUAUAUUUAAAGCCAAUAAACUUUUAAUUAAUAACAAAUUAUGUGUUGUGUCCCUCUUACAAAUGUAAGUAUUGGAGAAGUGUUUUUCAUGAUAGACUGUUUAUCCCGUCAGGUCCACAGGUGCAGCCUACAGGGAGGCGCGGAGUGCCAUGGAAGGAUUCACCACUUCCUUGACUUUGUUUUUUGUAUUUUGAAAGGCAAUUUUUUUAGUAAAUAUUUUCCUCAGAUUAAAAGAAAGAUGCUAUUAUAGCUAGCAUCACCCCACAUAGUGGAACCAACCAAAGUGUGUCAACCUUUUUUCCUUAAAAGAGGAUAUGCAUUCCAAAUGCUUGUCCCGAAGGCCACAUCCAAGACAGAUAAUAAUGAGUGAAGUUUACAACUCCUUUAAUAAAAUACGUGUUUCAAUUAUUUGUAAGGAUUCCAGUUCCCUUAAUACAACCUCUAAUGCAAAAUAGUGCAAAAUGCCCUUUAAGAAUUUUGAUAACUAUAGAAUUGUGGUUUUAAUAGCAUGGAGAAUGCCCCAACAAACUCUUGAGUCAUGGCAUUGAAACUUUGUAGUUCUUAUUACUUUUAUUUUUUAGCUAUAACAUUCUAUCUCAUCUCUCUUCUUCUUUGACCUUCUUUUCAUCCAGCUCAUGACAUUUACCAUGAAUUUACUUCCUCCCAAGAAUUUGGACUGCCCAUCAGAUUGUUGCUACACACAAUUGC